AUGACGACUCGCUCGCCGGCGUCGUUCUGGAGCAGAGCUGCGCUCAGUCGAGUCAUUGGUGCGCACCAGCGUCGGCAGCAGACAAUCACAGCUCCAUGGCACUUGAAACCGAUCUCGCUAUCGACCAACAGCCCCCGACUGUUUUCCUCCUCUACCGUUAAGCUCGGCAGACAAAAUCCCUCGGACUCAAGGCUCUUUAAGAAUGGACUCGUCGACGGCCGCAAUGCUCCGCCCCGCUAUGGAGACACACAAGGGUGGAAGAAGCCGAAUCGUCGGAAGGAAGAGGGUGACGGGGCAAAAUCAUCGGGCUUGAAACUGCGUACUCGAGCCGUCUCCUCCAAAGCUCUGGCUCAAGAACUCAGAUGGCUGAAGGAUCCGAGGGACUUUGCCAAUCGAGUCGCGCUUAUUCUGCAGACGGGUGAUUUCGAUUUCGCGUUGAAGCUUGUGGAACGCGGUGUUAGGGAACGCAUGGGGUGCGAUGUCGCAUGGAACCAUGUCUUACAGCGCGCCUUCCACGAGAUGACCCCCAAGGCGGUAUUCAAGCUUUACAAUGACAUGAAGAAGGCAGGCAGCAAACCAAACGCCAAAACUUAUACGAUCCUGCUCAAAGGCUUCGUUGAAGCCUCAAGUGCAGAUUCACGCACAAUUGUCCAAUACGCCGACAAGAUCUACAAGUCCAUCUUCAACCAGAACUCUGGGGUGAGACCCAACAUCAUCCACACCAAUGCCAUGCUCACAGUCUGCGAACGUCACAACGACAUGGAUAUGCUUUGGCGCAUUAUUGAAGAGCUUCCGGAGUCAGGAGACAGAGCUCCAGAUAUGACCACUUACACCAUUAUCCUGAGAGCUAUUCGAGCCUCCGCUAUAGCCGAUAUCAACGAAAUAAACCCCAACGACACAAAUAAGAUUCUUGCCCGAAAGGCCCGCAUUGUUCGAGAGGCCGAAUAUAUCUGGUCUGAUGUCAUUGCCCAUUGGAAGGCAGGUACCCUGUCGGUCGACAAUCACACAGUGGGCGCUAUGGCCGAACUGCUGCUAGAUGGUUCCAGUGAUAACGACUUGUACAAAGUCUUACAGCUGUACCAUCAAACAAUGGAUAUUCCUAUCCUGCAAGCCAAACCGCCUGUGACUGUCGACUCUUCCCGUCGACGGGCCAAUCGAUUCAGAUUUACGGAGAAAUUUCUUCGUGAACCCCAGGAAAAGGCGUCGGAGGAAGACAUCCCAUUCGUGAACAAUGAACACGGUCGAGAGCUCCGAAAACUAGACGUCGCGGAAGAGCAGUCACGCGUUGAAGAAAUGGACGAGUCUCUCUUCGAACCCAUCGUCUCGAGCAGCGUAUCCCCCCUCAAACCAACCAACAAGGAUCUCACCCACAUCCUGACAGCCUGUCUUAACAUGACGCAAGGCUUGGGCGGCGGGCAUAGCUACUGGCGUUAUUUGACCCGGGAGGAUACCCCCCACCACAUCGAGCCUGACAUAGUGUCCUGCAUGCAGUACCUUCGUCUCGUGCGCCUCGCACGGUCCAGCAGAAUCGCCGCUCAAGUUCUGCGCGAGCAGAUGGUCCCUGCCGGCAUCGCCAACGGCAAAGUCUUCCACGUCGCCUUCACCACCUGUAUUCGCGAUAAAAAGAAUGUAUCCGUCCUCCUGCAUGCCAACACGAUGCUCGAGCUCAUGGCCAAGGCCAAUGUCCUCCCCGACGCACGCGUGCUCGAAAAUUACGUCCGCUUGAUCUCCAUUCUUUCCGAAGAGGCACAGCUCCUCCUGAGCUUGAAGGGUCUCGACGUCGACACAGGCCCCACGCCAGACCUGCAGAAGCUCGCCACGCAGCUACAAGUGAAGUUGCGCCUGGUUGCCCUCGCCCAGUUGCGUCCCCAUUUCGAGACUCUCGACGUGGCGAUGAAGGCCACUAAGCCAGUACGCCCUACACCUGGACAGCGCUUGCACUCUGUCCCGGGAAAGGACGCUGUGCUAGCCAUGCAGCGCAUACGUCUGUUGCUGGAUGAGACUGUCAAGCUAUACUCGGGAUCGAUCCCCAAGCCGCAGCUUAAGGAACUCAGGGAUGAUUCGGGCUCUCUGGCCAGGUACUCCAACGAGGAUGUUAUCAAACAGUUCUCGGGGGUUGAUGUCCAUCCGACGCACGAGCAGAGAAACGCGUGGCUGGAACGCCAAAGAGAAUUGUGA
Molecule: messenger RNA, 2178 nt
Organism: Penicillium riverlandense
Lineage: Eukaryota; Fungi; Ascomycota; Eurotiomycetes; Eurotiales; Aspergillaceae
Product: pentatricopeptide repeat-containing protein
Exons: 2
Coding region: 1-2178 (725 amino acids)
Molecular function (GO): protein binding
Source: RefSeq, a predicted model, not a curated record